Molecule: messenger RNA, 1203 nt
Organism: Cucurbita pepo subsp. pepo (vegetable marrow)
Lineage: Eukaryota; Viridiplantae; Streptophyta; Magnoliopsida; Cucurbitales; Cucurbitaceae
Product: UPF0613 protein PB24D3.06c
Source: RefSeq, a predicted model, not a curated record
AUGAAUCUCUCGCUUUCUUCUUCCUCCCCACCUUCAAAUCCUGCCGUUUCUACAUCUUCUUCUUCCUCUUCCUCCUCGUCGUCGGCGACCACUUCAUGGAUCUCUGUCAUUAUUCGCGGCCGUUUCGAUAGUUCAGCCAGCAUGAAAACAUCGGCGAACUCUGCCUCCGUCUCUCCUGCCGAGGAUUCCCCUGGUCCUGUCGUGAAAAAGAACAAUUUCCAUGGCUUGCUCUUCAAGUAUGGUCCCAAGCCGAUUCAGGUUGCAUUUAAGACGGGGGAUUACAAACAGCAAGUCAUAUUUAUUGGUGGAUUGAGUGAUGGCUUUAUGGCAACAGAAUAUUUGGAACCUCUUGCAAUUGCUUUGGAUAAAGAAGAAUGGUCCCUUGUUCAGAUACUUCUGUCAUCAUCGUAUAAUGGAUAUGGUACCUCCAGCUUGCAACAAGAUGCUAAGGAGCUUGAUCAGCUAGUAAGUUAUCUGAUUAAUAAAGAAGACUCUGAGGGGGUUGUGUUACUUGGACAUAGUACUGGCUGUCAGGAUAUAGUCCAUUAUAUUGGUACAAAUGCAGCUUGCUCUCGAGCAGUUCGUGGCGCCAUUUUCCAGGCUCCAGUUAGUGGUCGAGAGUAUAGAGCAACUCUUCCUGAAACAGCAGCCAUGAUUGACUUGGCUUCAACUAUGAUAAGCGAAGGUAGAGGAUCAUAUCUUAUGCCAAGAGAGGCAAGCCCAUCUUCUCCAAUAACUGCUAACAGGUAUUAUUCCAUUUGCUCGUACAUGGGGGAUGAUGACAUGUUCAGCUCUGACCUUAGCGAUGAGCAGCUGAAAAUGAAACUUGGGCACAUGGCUAAUACUCCAUGCCAGGUUAUCUUUUCGAUGCGAGACGAAUACGUGCCAGAAUAUGUGGAUAAGAAAGCAUUGGUUGCUAGAGUGUGCAAAGCAAUGGGAGGUGCAGAGAAAAUUGAAAUUGAGCAUGCCAAUCAUUCUCUCUCCAACAGAGUUGAUGAAGCAGUGGAGGUCAUGGUCGACUUUGUCCGGAGGGAGGGCCCUAAGGGCUGGGAUGAUCCAUGGCAUUAGGAAUUCAACAUUCAUCCCUAUUUUUUUUUUUUUAGAUUAUUUUAUAGUUAUUUAUAUAAUCAAAUAGAUUACAAAGGUUUUAUAUGAUACGUAACCGUCUAAACCUAUCACUAGUAGAUAUUGUCUGUUUUGGCC